Symbiodinium sp. CCMP2456 is the source of this 362-nucleotide messenger RNA. Lineage: Eukaryota; Dinophyceae; Suessiales; Symbiodiniaceae. The record is from the annotation of a GenBank genome assembly.
AUGGCCGGCGAGUGGGCGAAGGCAAAGGAGAAGGCCGAGAAAGAGGAGAAAGAUCCCGUCGAAGCUUUGAAGCUCGCCAAGCGGAUUUACCGUGGUCUCCGCAACAAAGCGGCGAAGGGCGGGGGCAAAGCUGCUCCAAUGAAGGCGAUGAAAGCUAUGGCUUCGAUGAAGGGCAAAGCCGUGCCGAUGAAGAUGAAGGCGAUGAAAGCGAUGGCAACGAUGAAGGGCGCAGCCGUGCCGAUGAAGUCGAUGAAGGCCAUGGCGGCCAUGAAGGCGAUGAAGGUCACGACUGGUGCAUGGGCGGCGGCAAAGAAGAAGGCCGAGAAGGAGAAAGAUCCCACUGAAGCUUUGAAGCUCGCCAA